Molecule: messenger RNA, 627 nt
Organism: Chironomus riparius
Lineage: Eukaryota; Metazoa; Arthropoda; Insecta; Diptera; Chironomidae
Source: the annotation of a GenBank genome assembly
AUGAGUGACCAAAAAACUGCUACAAAGGCUUCUUUUUCAGCGGAAGAUUCUGAAGUUUUAGCAACAGCAAUAAAGAAGCACGCUAAGGGUUUAGCUUCAAUAAACAAGGAGACAUGGAAAAAGAUAGCAUCUGACUUUAAUGCUUCACAAACAGGAGGCCCCAAGACUCAAAAACAAUUGGCAAACAAGCACAAAAACGACAAAGCCAGCAUUAAGAAAGUGUUAAGUUUAAAUGUACGUGAAAUGAAGAAAACUGGAGGAGGCACAGCAAAUUUAAUUUCAGAAGAGAAUCGUGACUUAUACAAUUUUGAUAAUAGGCAAAUAGAAGGUUUAAUUAACAGCGUCGAUGAUGAUUCUCCAGAUAUUAAAGUUGAUGAUCCAAUGGGACAUCCUUCAACUUCAGGUGUUAAAACUGAGAUUGAUCAGAAGAAUCGUAAACGGAAAAUGAGCGAGAGUGGUGGAUCAGAUUAUUUUGAACUGAAGAAGCGACACUUGAGUGUAAUGACUUCUUAUUAUGAGAAGAAAACGGCUUUCAUUGAUUUGAAGAUUAAUCAAAUCAUGAAGAAGACAACUCAGCUCAAGAAAAAAAUAAUUGAAGACUCGGAAACUUCUUCUUUAAGCGAGUAG